Molecule: messenger RNA, 933 nt
Organism: Fusarium musae
Lineage: Eukaryota; Fungi; Ascomycota; Sordariomycetes; Hypocreales; Nectriaceae
Exons: 2
Coding region: 1-933 (310 amino acids)
Source: RefSeq, a predicted model, not a curated record
AUGUCUGAACUCCAGAUAGCAAAGAUAGACGUCUUCAAAGUCGAACUGCCUUACUCUGAGGGCGUUUACUAUCUGUCAGGUGGCCGAGAGUAUAGGAGUUUUGAUACAACCAUUGUCCGAAUUACUACCAAUACCGGUAUCGAAGGAUGGGGAGAGAGCACCCCCUUCGUGUCAAAUUACAUCGCCUCUCAUGCUCUUGGUGUGAGAGCAGGCGUUGCCGAGAUCGCUACCUGGUUGAUCGGCUUGGACCCAAGUCGAGUUGAUCGCAUCAAUGAGGCUAUGGACUCUACUCUGAUCAGUCACGAGCACGCCAAAACUCCUAUCGAUAUUGCCUGCUGGAACAUCUUCGGCAAGUCAGUGGGAAUGCCUGUUUGCGAAUUGCUUGGUGGCCGCACUGAUGUUGAGCAUCGAGCACGGGGAUACAUCGGACACUCCGUCAAGAUCGGCGGAGAUCCUGGUGAAGAUGCUCGGCGAAUAACUGCCUCUCUCGCUGAUAUGCAGCCCGGUGAGUUCUUCCUGGUAGAUGCCAACGAUGGCAUGACCGUUGAAAACGCCCUUCGGAUGUUAAGGCUCCUCCCGCCUGGCUUGGACUUUGUUCUAGAAGCCCCCUGUGCCACAUGGCGCGAGAUCGUCUCUCUUCGUCGAAGAAGAAACGUGCCUAUUCACUUCGAUGAGCUUGCCACCACAGACGCCUCGAUAAUCCAGAUGGUAGUAGAUGACGCGGCCGAAGGCUUCGGGAUCAAAAUUUCGAAGAACGGCAGUUUGACCAAAAGUCGACGACAUAGGGACAUUGCUCUAGCGGCAGGCUACACCAUGAGUUGUCAGGAGACCACCGGGUCGGAUAUCGCUUUUGCGGCAAUCAUUCAUCUUGGGCAAACUAUUCCGGAGAGGAAUCUUAGGUGUAUAUUGGAGUGUAGAGACAUGUUACUUUGA